Molecule: messenger RNA, 16004 nt
Organism: Scylla paramamosain (green mud crab)
Lineage: Eukaryota; Metazoa; Arthropoda; Malacostraca; Decapoda; Portunidae
Exons: 3
Coding region: 9235-9756 (173 amino acids)
Source: RefSeq, a predicted model, not a curated record
AGAGAGAGAGAGAGAGAGAGAGAGAGAGAGAGAGAGAGAGAGAGAGAGAGAGAGAGAGAGAGAGAGAGAGCGCACGCACACACGCACACACACACACACACACACACACACACACACACACACACACACACACACACACACACACACACACACACACUGUUUUAGAUGUGAUAGCAGUACACUCAUACCUCAGUACUAUGGACUAAAAGUGCAGGACACCGGUCCGAUGAAGCCGAUUGUCUGUAGGUACCGACACUAAGUGUUAGGUUACGUUAGGAUUAGCAAAUAUCAACAAUUACACUAUGAAAGACAGGAAUAAAUACAGUACUGUACUGUACUUUUAAUCAAGCACACAAUGCCAUCCCAUGGUAUCCAUGGUAACCAUGGUCAGUACCCAGGGGAGUAGCAGCAGUGAUGAGGAAGACCAGUUGCUGGUGACAGUGCCAAAUCUAUUGGAGGUUCAUAGCUGUAUGGACACUGUGCUACAAUUUGGGGAACACACCAAGAAUACAGAUAUCAGUGUUCAUUAUGGAAACCUCAGAAUUCUUUGAGAGGCUAUGAUUAAAGAACAAUUUCAAAAUGGCAAGCAAUUAAAAUUAGACAUCUUUUUCAAACCAUUACAUGUCACAGGGGAAAGGGGGUGGGGUUAAGGUUGAUCAAAUCAGUGUUUCUUUCUGUUUAGAUUAAAGGGUUUAAUUAAAUUUUGGGAUAUUUAUUCAAAGUUAGAAUUGAAUUACUUUUGCUUUGAUUUAGUUUAUUGUUCAAUUUAGUUUUGAUUUAGCUGUUGUUAAUAGAUGUAGAAAUACUAGACUAGGUGCCACCAGUCAUAGUUUCCGCUAAAUAAUUCUAACCUUGCUUUAUAUGGUAGCAUUUUAGUCUGAGGUCUAUAAGGCACUGGAAACACUCAAUGACAACUGAUUGAGUUUUAUUGAUGUUAGCUUCUAAAUAACAAAUAUUUUCAAAUAUUUUUUUCUCUUCUGAUUUACAAUGAUUUUCUAGAAAUUAGUUCAGUUACCUAGGACCAGUGGGACCUCCUAUAUUGGGAACAAUGAUAACUAAUGAGUUCAUAAUAAUAACAUUUAAAUGAAUGUUAUAAAAAUUAAUUGGUACUUCAGGGGCUUCCCUUGAUUUUUGGAAGAAAACAUCCUAAUUGUGUAAGUGUUACAUUCAGUUGUGUGUAUCACUGGUGUUUGACUGCUGCCUUAUCAAAGACAAUUUACCUUAGUCUGUUUACAUUCUAAAUUUUGUUUCCUCCCCCCAAAAAUAAUAAUAACUGGCAAAGGGGAAUUUUACAUCCUUCUCUCUGUGGACAACGAUGUUGAUUAGUCUUUUUCACAAAUAAUCAAUAAAUAUAGGUACAAAAAUGCUUAUUUUCAUAUGAACAAAACCUUUAAGCAAUCCAAGGUUUCGGGCCCUGACGGACAUACCUGUGGACAACAAUGUCAGUCUCCAACACCAAAAUGAAGCGCUGGGUUUUAUAUAUUGGCCACCAUACAUCCCAGGAACUAGUCCUCUGCCUAACUAUAAAGACAUAAUUUUGCAAUGUCCUUCGUAGUUGAUCACCCUUCUACAUUCACACAUUUUCUUGAACAUUUUUGCUAAUGGUCUCUGUACUCCUGGAUUCUAUCACUCUAUUAAUAAUUUUUGGAUCUAAACAUUAACAAAGAAUUUCUCUCAAAAUACAGAUUAUCAGUUCUGGCAUAUUUUCUCAUAAUCUACAAUGUUUUAUGAUUGUGAUUUUUCAUGUGACUGGGCCAGGAAUAUGGUCAUUUUCCAGUUGCCUUACAAAUCAAAGGAUACUACUCUGCACCAUCUCCAAAUAUCAACAACUAAUUUAACAAUUUGUAGCUUACAAUUUCAUUUAAUUUUCUUGUUCUAUGGUUUUUACUAAUUCCGAAAGUAUAUACAAAGUUUUGUUUACAUAAGCAAGAAGAAAGUAAAUUCUAUAUUCAUGACCUUUAAGCUAUAAAACUACUUCCUAUGAUUAUUAUUAUUUGGAUUUUUUUUUUUUCUCCCCUAAUUGCUGUUUUGUCCUAUGACCGUAGUUCCAUCACCGACGUUUCCCUAACCUUGCAGGUUUGCCAGAUCAAAACCCUCCGUGAAACACUCUUAUGUGGUAAUACUGCAAUCUAGAACUUUCGGUUAACGGAAUUCGGUAUCCCUAAUAUUUUCUAUAUGCAGGAAUCUACGCCUUUCCUUAUUAAGAUAGUAAAUUAUAUUAUGUUUUUUUAUUAAUAUAUUUGAAUGCAUAAACACAAGUAAACAUAUGAUUAGCCAAAUCCUUUGUUGUGGUACCAGAGUGCGCCCUCUGCACGCGCGUGCAAGUUUUGAAGGGAUGGAGGCCUGUACAUGCCUUGUAAGACCCUUCAGUGAAAAUGAGAGAAUGGCUUUUCUCUCUUUCAUUAAAGGGAGGCUUGUCAUCAUGUCCAAAUGACAGGUUUCUAAUAUACAGCUGGAGAAGAAACAAGCCUGGGAGGAAAUAUGCCAGCAAUAUGCUGAAAUGUUUCCUCCCAAUGAAGGUUGUGCCCCCAGAUCCACCAUCUCCGUGUGUGUGUGUGUGUGUGUGGGGGGGGGGGGGGGCAAGGAAUAAAGCAAUUAGAAAGUGCCACAAUAACAAGGAAAUGAUGGGCUAAUGGUUUGAGGGCUGUAGAGUUGAUUGUGGAAGGAAGAGUUACACAGGUUAAAAUAAGUAAAUAAUGAAAGAAAAGAAGUUAGAACAUAGAUAUAACAAGGAAAUGAUGAGUAGAUCAUGACUAAAAAGGCCCAAUGCUAGUGAUGCAAUAUAGUUUAAUAAUCAUGGAAGGAAAAGGAGUUACAUGGCCAAACUCGCCUUGUUACCAACUACACUAUCAAGGUAUGUGAAACUUUCUGAAAUCUCAACAUCCUCACUGCAUGGAUGAACAGACUGUACUGUUUCAUCCAGCAGCCCUGAAACACCUGUACCUUGGUCUUGGCCCAGGAGACCUGAAGUCUCAAGGGCUUUGCCUCCUCAUACAGUGCCUAGAGAGUCAUCACCAAAACCUCCAGUGACUCCGCCAGGAUUACUGCAUCAUCAGCAAAAACUAGGUCAAUGACCCUGGUAUUGCCAGUGGUGCUCCACAAUGACUGGUCCAGUAUCCAGUCCAUACAAAUGUUGAAAAGCGAUAGGGCAAGGACACAGCCCUGCCUCACUCCCACAUUCAUGGGAAAGAAGCUGGACAAGGCCCCACCAACAUUUCACAGCACUCUCUGGCCAGUCAGCAGACCAAUAGUUCUCGUAGGAAUCCCACAGAGUCACAGAAUAUCCCAGAGUGCCUCACAGUGCACUGAAUCAAAUGCCUUCUUGAGAUCAGCUUAGGCUGCAAGCAUCCUCUGUUGAAAUUCACAUCAGCACCCUACCAGUAAGCGAAGUGCUAGGAUAUGGUCAGUUGUUGACUUGCAUUCGUGAACCCAGACUGUUCAGGUUCAGCACAAUACCACGGUAGUUGUUGCAGUCCUGGUGGUCCCCUUUCCCUUUCCAGAUAGGGACGACCAACCCCUUCUUCCACUCAGAAGGAAUAGUACCAGACUGCCAUACGGCAGUCAAGACUGCAUGCAACCCAUGGAUCAUGGCAAUAGGCAAAAUGCAUGCAAAAUAUACUAGUGGCGUGGCAGCUUCUGGAAGCUCGCCUGUGAACAUACUAUAAGCAUCCUCUGUCCUUUGUCAGCAAGAAAUCUGAGUAACUUUCCAGUAUAAAGCUUCCUACACAGCACAGGAGAUGAAUAUUCAUUUACUACUUAUCUCACGUAUGAAAUAAAGAUGAGAGAAGGUGAGUUGAAGAGGAGGUGGACCAGGCAUCAGCUGACGACAUUGUUGGAUGACAUUGUUGGUGCCACUUCUUCCAUGUGCAGAAUGUAUAGCUUGAGAUACCAAAUAUUUUGCAGUUCUUCUACUUUCCAGUUAAAAAUAACCAAAAUGUACUUCUUAUUCUGAUCACAUAAUUCUUGCUCAUAUGUUUUACAGAACAUACUUUACACUGUAAAUAAACAUGACACCCUGCAGGAAAACAUCACCUUAUUUCUUCACUUCUACACCAAAGUCUUGUAAACGUGUUUGUGUUUUUAAAUAUUUCCUCAUAUAUGGGUCGAGGGGGACUGAAAUUCACAUAUUAUACUCCAAUGAGAAUAUGCUAGCGCUUCAUUAUGCAUAAAUGACAACUUAAUCCUUAAUAAUGUCCCAAAGGAAAGGUCCAAGGGAGGUCUCAAUGUACCUUGGAUCUGCUAAGUUUCACUUGGAGGAAGAUGUGAGACGGGUGUAUCACCAUGGAUCUGCUAAGUUUUACUUGGAGGAAGAUGUUGUAAGACGGAAAUACCACCAACAGACUCCAGGAUCACCUGAUGCACCAGCAGUACCAGCCUGUCUACCCUCACUGUCACCUAAUGAACCACCAGCCUCUAUCUCACAUUGUUCACAUGAUACUGAUACAUCUGUACCACCAGCACAGCCUACAAGCAGUACAUCAUUGGAACUGCAAAGCUGGCUGGUACCGCUGGUGCAUCAGGUGAACACAGAGUCUGCACUAGUUUAAAAAAGCUGUCUAAUUUUAAUUGCUUGCCAGUUUGAAGUUGUUCUUUAAUCAUGUCUCUCAAAGAAUUCUGAUAUUUCCAUAAUGAACACUGAUAUCUCUAUUCUUGGUGUGUUCCACAAAUUGCACAGUCUCCAUACAGCUACACAGCUCUGAUAGGUUUGGCACUGUCACCAGCAACUGGUCUUCCUUGUCACUGCUGCUACUCCCCUGAGUACCAACCAUAGUUAUCAUGGAUACCAUGGGAUGGCAUAGUUAUAGAAAAUUAUGAUAAUUUAAACACAACACAUAAAAAGGGCAAAAACCAUGGAGCAAUGAGCUACACAUGUUGUUAUACUGAUGUAAACAAAGUGAAUGCCUGCAAAUAAGCAGUCAGUUCUCAAAGCAGCAGCACACAUCCAGUGUUGCCACACCUCCAUCCGUAGUGCACGGGACUUUUAAAACUGAGUUGGCUGCACCAGAUUUUGUCUGCUGCUUCCAAAAUCCAUUAAAGUGAAGUCCAUAGGAGAGGUAUGAGUGUACUGCACAGCUACAGCGCUGCAUCACACCAGAUGUGAAUAGAAAACACACAUUUUUUUAGGGAUCUUGGCACCUACGCUCUUCCUAUUAUUCAUCAAUGAUCCUUUAAACCAAACUUCUUGUCCUGUUCACUCCUUCGCUGAUACCACCCUGCACUUUUCUACAUCUUUUUAUGGAUGUCCAACUAUUCAGGAAGUAAAAAGUUCAUGCAGGGAAGCCACAGAAUGCCUGACUUCUGAUCUCUCCAAAAUUUCUGACUGGGGCAGUGCCUCAAAAGUUCAGUUCCUCCAUCUAUCAACUCGACACAACCCUCCAGACAACUAUCCCUUCUCCAGUGACACUCAGCUGUCCCCCCUCUUCUACACUGAACAUCCUUUCCUUAUAAUCUAAACUGGAAAUUUAACAUCUCAUCUCUAGCUAGAGCAGCUCCUAUGAAGCUAGGUGUUCUGUGUUUUCUCAUCUCCCAACCCAGCUGCUAACUCUGUACAUGGGCCUUAUCCAUCCAUGUAUGGAGUUUGUUUCACAUGUUUGGGGGAUUCCAUUCAGACCACUAUUUUAGAGAGGGUGGAAUCAAGUGCUUCAUUGACUAACUCUCUCAUAUCACAGCAAUGUUGCAGCUCUUACUAUCUUCCACUGUUAUUUUCACACUAACUGCUCCUCUGAUAUGCUAACUGCAAACAUCUCUUCCAGCAACCUGGCAGCACAAGACUCUUCUUUUUCUCAUCCUUAUCUGUCCACCUCUCUAAUGCAGGAAUUAACCUGUAAUUUCAAUGAUUCAUCCCUUUUUUGGUAAAGUGUAGAACUCCCUGCCUGCUUCAGUGUUUCCUCCUUCCUGUGUCUUGAACUCUUUGAAAAGCUAGGUUUCAAGACACUUAUCAUCUCUGUUUUUAUUAUUUUAUCUGAUAUCUCUAUGAGAACUGGCAUUAAGUGGGCCCUUUCUUUUUAUUAAAGAUUUUUGUUGCCCUUGGCCAGUGGCCCUCUUACACACACACACACACACACACACACACACACACACACACACACACACACACACACACACACACACACACUACAAUUUUUUUUCCAUAACUUUAUGAUGAAACAUAAAAUUUUUUUUCCGCAAAAAGUCACAUCUUUAUGAAAUAGGGGGUACAUCUUAUGCAGAGGUGCAUUUAAUAUGCUGGCAAAUACAGUGUGUGCUACUAGGUGAACAGGGGCUACACAUUAAGAGGCUCACCCAUUUGCCUCAUCGUGGCCAGGACUUAAACCCAGGACUUCUCAGUUAUGAGCCAAGCAUGCUAACCACUACACUACAGUACACAGUGUUUGUGUGUGUGUAUGUGUGUGUGUGUGUGUGUGUGUGUGUGUGUGUGUGUGUGUGUGUGUGUGUGUGUGUGUGUGUGUUUGCUUUGCCCUUACAUCUGGCAGUGCAGAAGUGCAUCAUCAUCACAUCUAAAACUGUCUUUGUGUGUGUGUGUGUGUGUGUGUGUGUGUGUGUUUUGUUGUUGUUCUCACAUCUGGCAGCGUGAUGGUGCAGCCUCAUUGCAUCUAAAAGUGUAUGUGUGUGUGUGUGUGUGUGUGUGUGUGUGUGUGUGUGUUUUGUUGUCACGUCUGGCAGCACAGUAGUGCAACACCAUCACAUCUAAAACUGUGUGUGUUUGUUUUGUCCUCACAUCUGGAGUGAUUUGAUGGUGCUGUGUCGUCACAUCCGCCACAGUAGUGAGACAUUUCAUUUGUGUUUUUUCACAAUGUGGUGAUGCCAUUACCAGCUUUCCUCUCCCCUUCUCUUGCAUGUGAGCUAACAUGUUGUUGUGGUUGAUAAAUGGUCUAUCCACAUAAAGAAGUUGUGUGCUCAGAUAUGUGAACUGUACACAGAAAUAUGUAUACAAAACAUAGCAUGUAUGCAUUUAUUUUUAUUAUCUGUGACACCAAUGGUAGGAAUGUAUGACCCACGCAAUACCAAAGCAUGAAACUCAAGGAAAUAAUGUGCAUUUCUGGAGGGUGAAAAUUUAGGGCUCAGGACGAAACUUAAGGAUCAUGAAACUCAGAGGGUAUUGUACUUGUAAUAUACAGGACAUGAGCUAAACUUGCAUGUGUCUGUGUCUGCAUUUCUUUUCUCAAUGCAGUCUCCUUGCUUCCAUCACCUCUUCUGGUCUAAUGUGGGUGUCUGUUUUUAUGGGAAAAAAUGUACAGUUAGGUUACUGCUUAUGCAUAAUAUUCAUUUUGCUUCCAAGUCAUACUGAAAAAUGAGGAACUUAAAGCCAAAUGUGGGGAAGGGCUGCAACAAGUCACAGAAAAGUUCGUAAUGUGGAGCAGGGUAACACUAAUAUCAGGGGAGUGAGCACACUGCUGCUGCCAUACAAAGCCAUGUUAGUUUAGUGAGAAGGGCAGGCUGCAGCCACUGCUGCUGCCACUGCUGCUGCAGCCAUCAACAGCGAUAUUAAUAGUGAGUGUUCAACAGUUGUGUGUGUGAACAAUGGCUCAGUGUGUUUAUUUUUUGUGAUUGUCACUGUAUGUACUGCGUACUUUGGGGGCCAAGAGCUCUUUAGGUGCAUGAGUUUAAAUCCUGUCCUUCAUGAGGAGACACCAUUCUGGGCCUGAUAGAUGAGAGAAACUGGACAAAGAAAAAAGUAAAAAAAAAAAUUGUUUUAUUCAUUAUAAUUUUUAUGUUUCAUGAGCUCUUGUUUAUCUAUUACCUUCAAUUAUUUGCAUAAAAAUUUUGAAUGCUAUAGGUAGUCUGGAAAUGCAUGUAUCUUAUUUUAAUUUUUGAGGAGCUUGUCUCAAUCAGGUCAGAAUCACAGUCAUUUUCUGUCGUUACUUUCAUUAAAACUCUAAUGUGAAUCACACUAAAUUGGGCUGAUAGCAGAACUGAAGCCUGGCAUUAACAGAGACCUGACUGCUCUACCUUUCACUCACUGAUAUCCUCUGUCCUCCACACAUGGACUGGUCAUGCCAUCAGGUUAAAACCCAGCUAACAUGGAACUAUUGGAAAUUUACUGGCCCAGUACUGAAUUUCCUGGAAAUUAAACAUUGGCACAAUGCUUGCAAAACCUACCCCUAAUAUUUGACCAUUAUAAAUCCCUUAUCCAUUUGCACCCAGGGCAGUUAAUGGGAUUGUAUCAAAUUUGUUAAGGACCAAUGUCUGCAUACCAUUAUAAUUCCAAUGUCUUGUACUGGCCAGAUAUUGGCACAACACCAUUUAUUUUUAUUAUGGAAUUGGAAUUUCAAAACAAUUUCAGUUAUCCAUACUUAUUCCAUUGUCCAGUAUUAGACCUGUAUUGGAUGCAUUCCUUGUUUUCAAAUGUUAAUUAUGGCUUUCCAUUAAUUCCUGAUAGACAUACAAUGUAGAUACUACUGAAAAGCAUGUUUAAUUAUAUAUAUAAUGGAACUUCAGUUACCAAACAUCUCCCUUUUCAAACAACUCGGUUUUUUAACAAAAAAUUUUAACUCAUAAUUGCUUUGGUUGCCUUACCAUAAUUCAGCUUUUGAACAAAGUUACUUGAUUUCAAAUACUAAAAGAUGUAGCAAAAGCUGCCAUUUAUUACUAACUUAUAGUUUCUUUAAAUAUUUCCUUAAUUUUUAUAUAUUUGGAAGAGAGACAUAGAGUAUAAGACAGUAAUUCAGUCUUUGAAAUAAGUUAAAUGUGAUCCUGUUGAAGACCCUUGAAUCAGAAUCAGAAUCAGUGAGUGGCACCAGAGAGAGAGAGAGAGAAAGAGAGAGAGAGAGAGAGAGAGAGGACACAUGAGAGAUUUUUUUUUCGGGGGGGGAGCUUCUGCAAAAAAAGUAGGAGAACAAAGAUGGUGAUGAAUGCUUGCUGUGUGUGUGAGGAGGUGACCAACAGGUCAAGAUGAGUAGCAUGUGGAAGGUGUAUGAGAUGGUACCAUGUGACUUGUGUGGGCAUGAAAGAUGUAAACAUGAAGUUGCUGAGUCACAAGAACAUUACAUUGUGUGGUAAAUGCCUAGAACGAACUCAGGAUGCAUGUAACAUAGAGAUGAUGAAGAGGAGUGCAAGAAAAGCAGCAAGAAAAGCAGCCAAACAGAAAAUAAGAAGAGUAAGAGUGACGCCAAGGCCAAGACCAGCCAGGAAGACAACUGCCAAGGACCAGCCAAAACCAACCAGCCUAAACGAGGAGAGGUGUAACAGGAUGAAGAUGGUAAGGAGGCACCCAAUACAGAUUAUUGGGAUAGUAUGGUGCACUACACUCCUGUCCAAGUCAGGUGCUCCGUGCCUGGAAUUGGGUGCACCAAUAUGCCUGGUGCCAGCAUUAGGGACAUCACAGAAAAAGUCAAGCAAGAGACUAAGAAGAUGGAAGAUGGCAUGCUGAUCGUCCAGGGUAGGGGAAACCAGCUGCAAGAAAAUGGAGUGGAUGCCACUGUGAAGGAGAUAAUGGAUGCUGUGAUGUCUGCAGAGAAGAAGACGAAUGUAGCUGUGGUGGGAAUUCUGAGACAGCCACAAGAAAGUAUGGAGUAUGAGAGGCUGAGAAGAGGAACAAACAAGAGACUGUGUGAAGAAAUUGUGAUGAUAAAGAUGAAAUGGAUGACUGAGAAGAGUGGGAACAUGAGCUUCCUAGACCUGGACAAGACCUUGGGCGAGGACCAGUUCUAUGCCAGGGAUGGAGUUCACCUUAAUGCGGAUAGCAAUGCGAGGAUGGGAGCGAGACUGCAAGAGUGGGUGAAGGCAAGGACGGUGUGCUGUGUGGACCUGAUAUGAAGAAGAGCAACUGAGGAUGAAAGGAAUGGAAGAGAAGUCACCAACCAGGCAAGAAAAGGCAUGAAGUUUGGAUGUGUGAAGGUGAGAGGAUGGAGCAUAGGAAAAUUUGAGGAUGUGUGUAAGGAACUAAAUGAAUGGCAUUUUGACAUAGUUGGAAUGACGGAGACACAUUUGAAGGAUGACUUGAAUUCGGAUGGCAGUGAGUAUAUGAUGAUUGGAAAGGGAUGGAAAGUUCAGGAUAGGAUAGGAGGAGGAGUAACAUUUUUGUAUAGGAAGGAAAGGAACUUUAGAAUAGAAAAGUUAGAUGUAGGAAAUUGUAUCAUGAGUGAGGAUAUUUUAGCAGUGAAGGUAGAGUGCACAGGUGAGCGUGGAAAGUGUGAAAGAUUGGUGGUGAUUGUGGUUUACAUGACAAAGGUGAAAGAGAAGUGAGAGAAAACAGCAGGAAGUAUGGUGUAUUGAGGAAGAUUGUAAGAGAGUAUGCUGGAGGGAGAGAGAGUGAUGAUUAUGGGAGACAUGAAUGCACACAUAGGUAUUUUAGGUGAACAAAUUAAUAGGAAUGGUGAAAUACUGAUGAGUUUGUGAAUGAGAUGGACCUAGAAAACCUGAAUGAGACCCUGGCAGAAGAAUGAGUGACUUGGUAUGCUAGGAACAAGGGGUCUGCAAUUGACUACAUGCUUGUGAAUGGGAGAAUGCAUGAGAUUGUGGACUGCAUGUGGACAGAUGAGGAUGGAAUGAUUGAUGUUGUCUUGGACCAUAACAUGCUGGUACUAGAAUGUAAGUUGAAUGUAAGAGACAGAACAAAUGCCAAGGCUAAGAGGAGAAAGUGGACUCUGAGGGAUGUAGGAUUGGAGAAUUUCCGAGUAGACUUGAGUGAGAGAAACUGGGAAGAUGAAAGCUUGAAUGGUGUGGAUAAAAUGAAUGAUAGGUUUGUAGAGAAUGAGAGGGAUGCAGCAGCCAGCUAGAUAGGAUAUGUAAGAACAAAUACCAGGAAGCAUUCAUGUAAGCCAUGGUGGAGUGACAAAAUUAGGGACGCUAGAAAGGUAAGAAAGAGACUAAAUAAAGUGUUCAGGCAGUUGAGAAAGAGAAGGCAUGAGAGUGAGUACCAAAAUGCAUGGACAGUGUAUGUGAGUCAGCAGUGAGUGAUGAAGCGAAAGAUAAUAAAUGCUAAAGUUAAGUGUGAGAGGAGUGUGAUUCAAUCCCUAAGAGAGAAAGGUGUUGAAGGUGGCUGGGAAUGGUACAGAUUCCUGAAGGAUGAGGGAAUGCCUGACAGUGAGAAUGUGGAUAGUCUGAAGGUGAAUAGAGCAGUGGUGACAGAUAGGGAAGAAAUGAGAAGAGCAAUAAAAGAGUUCUGGGAAGAGAUUGGAGGUGUAGGUAAGGUACUUGAUGUGAGAGAAGGUUGUGUGACACUGGAGAGGAAGUAUGCAGAUUAGUUGAAUGAAAGAAUCAGCAGGGAGGAAAUGGAGAAAUGUGUGAAAAGGCAGAAGAAUGGAAAGGCAGCAGGGCCAGAUAAGAUACCUUAUGAGAUGUACAGAAAUGGAGGGGAAGUUGUGAAUAAUAGGAUGACUGAGUUAUUUAACCAGGGAGAGUGUGGGAGGAGGAGAGAUUGCCGAGAAUGUGGAAUGAAUGCAGGGUGACUCUGCUGCAUAAGGGAGGAUACAAGAGUAAGAAUGAGUUGAAAAAUUACAGGCUGAUUGCAUUAGUGAACACAGUAGCUAAAAUUUUUUAUGCAGUGUUGAAUGAGAGAUUGUGUAAGUGUUAAGUGAAGAACAGAAUGAGUUUCUUGUGGACAGAAGAGCAGAAGAUAACAUGUUUGUGAUGAAUGAAAUAAUUGAAAGAAAGAAGGAUGGUAGUAAACUGUACUUAGGUUUUCUAGACAAAGAGAAAGCUUAUGGUAGAGUGAACUGAGAGAUGCUAGGUAGAGUCUUAGAAAAAAUUGUGUUGAGUGCAAAGGUAGUUAACAUGGUGCAGAGUAUGUAUAUGGACACAAGAGCUAGAUACAGACUAGGAGAUAUGGAAACAGAGUGGGUAAAGAGUGAGAGAGGAGUUAGGCAAGGAGUUAGUUGUCACCAACCCUUUUUAGUUUGUAUGCAGAGGAGUUAGCAGCCAGAAUGAGAAGAAUGAAGAGUGAGUGUGGGGUAUAAUAAAAUAUGUGUGGUUUUUCAUGCAGAUGAGGUUGUGGUCAUGAGUGAAUCGUCAGAUGAGCUUCAAAGUUUGUUUGAUGCUGUAGAUGGGUAUGGAAGGGGCUUUGGUGUGAGAUUUAGUAGUGAGAAAAGCAAGGUAAUGAUUGUGAAUAGGUCAGAGGAUGAGAGAAAUUCAGUGUGGAGACUGAGAAGGAAUGAGUUGCAACAGACAGAUGAAUACAAGUACCUGGGGAUGUGGAUGAGUAAGAAUGGCUGUGUGAAGGCAAAGAAUGAAAAGAUAAGCAUGGUGAACCAGUGGGUGGGUCAUCUAGGAAGUGCAGUGAGUAAAUAUGACAUGCUGCAAGAAGUUCGGAAGAUUGUAGCUGUUCCAAGCAUUAUGUAUGAUAUGGAUGUGAUUGUGUGGAAUGAGAAUGAAUUAAAGAAGUUAGAAGUAGAACAGAAUAGAGUAGCAAAGAUGGCACUUGAUGCACCAAGGUACACAGCGAUAGAGGCCUUGAGAGGGGGACAUGGGGUUGGAGUACUUUUAGAGAGAGACAUGCAAAAGCAACCUUGAGGUACAAAGCUAGAUUAGAGCAAAUGGAUGAUGUGAGAUUAGUGAGGAAGAUGUUUCUGUGGAUUGUUAAAAGUAGCAGAUGGGGGAAGAAGUGUGUUAAGUUGGUAGUAAAGAGUGGUUUGGAAGCUAGUUGGGCUUUUCAGCAGUUUGAGGGGAGGCAUGUUGAGAGUAACUGCAGUAUAAUUGUCAGAAAUGGGGAGGGUUUAGAAUGGGAUGUAAGAAAGUGAAAAAAUGAGACAGUGGUGGAGCAUGUGGGAUUGAGUGAAUGAAAGAAUAAGAUGGAACAUAAGAGUACUUUGGAGUGGUAUAGAGAGAAAAGGCCCCGAUGUAUGAAAAGUGGUAUGAGGGAAGCCUGGGCAGUGAUCUUCUAUUCCGAGCAAGGGUACAGUGUAUGAAUGUGAAAGCAAGGAAUUACAGAUGGUCUGAGUCCUGCAGCAAAGUGUGCCAAAUGUGUGAUAUGGGAGAGGAUGAGAUGGUGGAGCAUGUGGUGCUGGAGUGUGUGAAGUAUGCCAGAGACAGGAAUGAGAUGAUGCAAGUGGUGCUGAGGGAAUUGGGGUAUGCUAGAGUGGAGAAGACUGCUGGGACUGUGUGGGGAGAUGAAUGAAGGGAUGACUGAGGCAGUGAAGGAGUUCCUGGGGAAAAUGUGGUGUGCUAGAUGUAGAAACUAGUGGUGUGAUAGAUGCUGUAUGACUCUGUAUGCUGUUUUCUAUUUGUCUUUUUUUUUUUUUUUUUUUUUUACUGGAGUGCUGAUGGAAAGGCAUGGCUUGGGAGGAAUCCUGAGCCUCCUAUAAGAUCAAGAUCAAACACUCAGAAGUAAAGCUUAUGAUAGAGUGAACAGAGAAAUGCUAGGUAGAGUCUUAGAAAAGAUUGGAUUGAGUGUAAAGAUAGUUAACAUAGUGCAAAGUAUGUAUGUGGACACAAGAGCUAGAUACAGACUAGGAGACAUAGAAACAGACUGGGUGAAGAGUGAGAGAGGAGUUAGGCAGGGCUGUAUGUUGUCACCAACCAUUUUUAGCCUGUAUACAGAGGAGCUAGCAGCCAGGAUGAGAAAAAUGAAUGUAGGGAUAAGUGUGGGGAAUGAUAAAGUAUGACUGCUCCUUUAUGCAGAUGACGUAGUUGUUAUGAGUGAAUCUGUUAUGAGUGAAUCGGCAGAUGAGCUUCAAAGUUUGUUGGAUGUGGUGGAUGGCUAUGGUAAAGACUCUGGAGUAAGGUUUAGCAGUGGGAAAAGCAAAGUAAUGAUUGGGAAUAGGUCAGAGGAUGAAAGUAAUGUGGUAUGAAGACUUGGAGAGAAUGAGUUGAGACAGGUGCAAGAUUACAAGUACUUAGGGAUGUGGAUGAGUCCUAGUGGGUGUGCAAAGGCAAAGAAUGAAAAGAUAAGUAUGGUAAACAAGUGGGUAGGUCGAUUGGGAAGCGCAGCAAGGAUGAGAGCAAGUAAGUAUGAUGUGUUGAGAGAAGUGUGGAAGAGUGGCUGUGCCAUAUAUAAUGUAUGGUAUGGAUGUGAUUGCAUGGAAUGAAAGUGAAAUUGAUAAGUUAGAAGUGGGCCAGAAUAGAGUAGCAAGGAUGGCACAGAGUGCACCGAGGUGCACAGCAGUUGAAGCCUUGAGAGGUGACAUGGGAUGGAGCACCUUCAGAGAAAGACUGACAAAAGCCACACUUAGGUACAAGAUUAGGCUUGAGAGAAUGGAUGAUGCAAGAAUAGCAAGGAAGGUGUACCUGUGGAAUGAAAGUGGAAGCAAAUAGAGGAAGAGAUGCAUGAGAAUGACAGACAGGAGUGGAUUGCAAGUUGUGUGGGCGAUAAGAAUGGCAGGGAGGAAUCAAAAUGAGCGUGAAUGGGUGGUAACAAGAGGAGGCAGAGUGGGAGCCGAAUGGGAUGUGAGAAAAUGGAAGAAUGAGAUAGACAAAGAAGUGAAAUGUGUGGGAUUGAAUGAAUGGAAGAAUGAAAUGGAAAGAAAGAAGACCCUGGAAUGCUACAAGCAGAAAGAGGAACCGAGGUAUAAAAGGUGGUAUGGUGGAAGCCUGGGCAGUGAUCUCUUCUGAGCGAGGGCACAGUGUAUGGAUGUGAAUGCAAGGAGUUACAGGUGGUCUGAGUCCCGCACCAAAGUGUGCCAGAUGUGUGACAUGGGAGAGGAUGAGACAGUGGAACAUGUGGGGCUGGAGUGUGUGAAGUAUGCCAGAGACAGGAAUGAGAUGAUGCAAGUGAUAUUGACUGAGUUAGGGCAUGAUAGGAAUGAAAGAGUGGAGAAGACAGGAAAGGAAUGGAUGGUGUUGUUGCUGGGAUUGUGUAGAGAGGCAAAUGAAAGGGUGAUUGAGGCGGUGAAAGAGUUUCUGGAAUGUGGCGUGCCAGAUGUAUGAACAAUUAGUGUAGAGGAUGCUGUUCGUUUCUCUUCUUUUUUUCCCCCCUUCUACAGGAAUUGCCGAUCCAAAGGCCUGGCUCAGGAGUUAUCCUGUGCCACCUGUACCAUCAAGAUCAAGAUCAUGCUGUGGCUUUUUCUAUGACCACAACGCCAUCACUACUGCAAAACUGCAUUUUCCCAGUAGCUUUUCCCAGCAGCAAGAUGUUUAAGUGUUACGAUCACCUUCAUUAUACCGUGUUGCUGGUCCAUCUGGCAUCGCACCCCUCUGCUUCUUGUUGCAAGUGUGGAUGCACUUAUUUACUCUGCACUCCCACUGCUUUACAGGUUAGUACCAUGAUCCCAGUUGGACCUAGUGAUACCAUCUAUGUUAUAUAAUCUCUUGAGUUGUGAUAGUGGAAAAUAUAAUAACAAAGGGUUAUGUAUGCAUCAUACAGUGUUUUACUGACAAUAAGUAGGCAAAACUUGUCCACUUGUCUCUGAGCCACUCACUGAACAGUGCCAGUACAUUAGAUAUUUUUUUUUUUCCUCACAUUUCCCUGUCCUUACUUCAUCAUGGAGAGGAGAGCCAGACUAAUGCAGACUGGAGCGGAUGCUUGCCAACCAGACACUAGAAGUCUUUGGUGACUUAUUUAUGGAUAUGGUGUAUGAUGAAAGUCUUUCUGGGAUGCCUUGGGGGCAGCUAAAUAAGCUUCAAACACUGAUCCCAUACCACUAAUGCUCCAUACAAGGGAAAUCUAAAGUAUGAGAAUUACUACCUAGAGUCAAGUGGGUGAUGUACAUGACAGUUCUUCCCAAGGGUGGCGGUGCCUGUCAUCUGGCAGCAGGGCUGUGAUUCAUUUUCAUUAAAAACUCAAAUACUGCAUGCUUUGGCAAACCACUACUGAAAACACCUUAUAUUUUUAUGAUUCUCUUUUUUUCACUUUUAAGAACACAAAUUUAAUCCUCAAGUGCCUUAGAGAUUACAUAGAAAUUAAGCUUAUAAGAAAAAUUACCUUUAUUUCCUAUUUUCAACUAUCAUAUUAUACUGGAUAAAAAGUAAACAGUUGAAUUUACACAUUUAUUUUCUUACCUACAUUUCUGUACCUACAAAAUGCACUGAAACAUUAUUUUUUUACUUUCAUUGGGCACUUUAAUUCUCUUCAGUUGUUCCUGGAAUUCAUGACAUCUUAAUUUGUUGGUUGUGGCAUUAAUCUAUAAUAU